This is a messenger RNA of Dipodomys spectabilis (banner-tailed kangaroo rat), 1870 nucleotides long. RefSeq names its product 3-hydroxyisobutyrate dehydrogenase (gene Hibadh). Gene Ontology annotation, cellular component: mitochondrion. Lineage: Eukaryota; Metazoa; Chordata; Mammalia; Rodentia; Heteromyidae. The transcript has 8 exons. The record is from RefSeq and is a predicted model, not a curated record. Gene Ontology annotation, biological process: L-valine catabolic process. The coding region runs from base 86 to 1099 and encodes 337 amino acids. Gene Ontology annotation, molecular function: NADP binding; 3-hydroxyisobutyrate dehydrogenase activity; NAD binding.
GCAGUGGCCGCCCGCCCGCGCACAGUCGCAGUCUGCGGGCCAGCUGGGAGGCGGCGGAGGUAACCGAAGGGGGAGGUGGGGCAGCAUGGCAGCCUCCUUGCGGCUCCGCGGGGCCGCCUCCGGCCUCCAGUACUGGGCCUGCCGGCGGCAGCAGCCGGCAGGCGCCAGGCUUGCAGCGGUGUGUUCUAGGUCAAUGGCUUCCAAGACUCCAGUUGGAUUCAUUGGACUGGGCAACAUGGGAAAUCCAAUGGCAAAAAAUCUCAUGAAACAUGGCUAUCCACUCAUCGUUUAUGAUGUAUUCCCUGAGGCAUGCAAAGAAUUUCAAGAGGCAGGUGAACAGGUAGUAUCUUCCCCAGGAGAUGUAGCUGAAAAAGCUGACAGAAUUAUUACAAUGCUGCCUACCAGUAUUAAUACAGUAGAAGUUUAUUCUGGAACACAUGGAAUUCUCAAAAGAGUGAAGAAAGGCUCAUUAUUAAUAGAUUCCAGUACUAUUGAUCCUGCAGUUUCAAAAGAACUGGCAAAAGAAGUAGAGAAAAUGGGAGCUGUUUUCAUGGAUGCCCCUGUUUCAGGAGGUGUAGGAGCUGCCCGGUCUGGGAAUCUCACAUUUAUGGUGGGAGGAGUCGAAGAGGAAUUUGCUGCUGCCCAACAACUGCUGGGGUGCAUGGGCUCCAAUGUGGUAUAUUGUGGAGCUGUUGGGACUGGACAGGCUGCAAAGAUCUGCAACAACAUGCUAUUAGCUAUUAGUAUGAUUGGAACCUCUGAAGCUAUGAAUCUUGGAAUCAGGUUAGGGCUUGACCCAAAACUAUUGGCUAAAAUCCUAAACAUGAGUUCUGGACGGUGUUGGUCAAGCGACACUUAUAAUCCCGUCCCUGGGGUGAUGGAUGGAGUUCCCUCAGCUAAUAACUAUCAGGGUGGAUUUGGAACAACCCUCAUGGCUAAGGAUCUGGGAUUGGCACAAGACUCUGCAACCAGCACAAAGACCCCCAUCUUUCUGGGCAGUGUGGCCCAUCAGAUCUACAGGAUGAUGUGUGCAAAGGGCUACUCAAAGAAAGACUUCUCAGCGGUGUUCCAGUUUCUUCGGGAGGAGGAGAGCCUCUGAGUGAGCCUUUUGGCCUUGGACACUGAUGGGAACCAAAACUGUCUUGGAGCUUCCUUCUAGCUCAUUCCACAAGCAAAUGAGUUUAAUCAAAGGUCAUCUGUCAGCUUUCGAUUGUCUACGUUACAGUAAUCACUAUGAUUUUUAACUGCUUCUUCUUUUCAUCUGUUUAGCAAACAUACUAUCUAAAUUUUUUUUCCCUGCAAGUCACUGAUAGUUUCUGCUACCUAGCUGAAUUGACCUUUUUAAAAAGUUUGAUCCCUGAGCAUCUUCAAUUAAAUUGUUGGAUACUUCAAUCAGGAGUGGAGUCACUUUGCAAAUAGAACCAAACAUUUUGUCAACAGGAUGAAACCCAUGCUAAAGGAAAGAAAUUGAUGUACUGAGAGGAAUUAAAGAAAGUAUUGUGAAUUUCUAUGUGUAUCCUUGGGACGUUUGUCCUGUUAACCAAGUGAUAUGCUUGCCUUCCUCAGGCUACUGAUUUAUUUUCCAGGUUGGCAAUAAAGCAAAAGAGCUAUUAGCACAUGUUUGUAUAAUUUGGACUGCAUCACAGUAUCUUAGCGCUUCCCUCUUGUUACCACUUCAGGUGUUUCCACAGACAUGUUUCUAUAUUUUUUGCUUCCUUGUACAUUAUUAAUACCUAUUUUUGACUUCAAAAGAAUAACAUCUUUAGGCUGUUUCAGAGCCAAUGAUGAUACUUCCUUUAGAUAAUUAUUACAUUAUUCUAAAUAUAACCUACCUUAUUUUGAAUUCAAAUAAAUUUCUAUGCUGAUAAUA